Amphiprion ocellaris (clown anemonefish) is the source of this 5744-nucleotide messenger RNA. RefSeq names its product sodium channel, voltage-gated, type I, beta a (gene scn1ba). NCBI's taxonomy places the organism in Eukaryota, Metazoa, Chordata, Actinopteri, Pomacentridae. The transcript has 6 exons. Bases 896 to 1564 code for a protein of 222 amino acids. Gene Ontology annotation, biological process: cardiac muscle cell action potential involved in contraction; regulation of heart rate by cardiac conduction; sodium ion transport. Gene Ontology annotation, cellular component: voltage-gated sodium channel complex. The record is from RefSeq and is a predicted model, not a curated record. Gene Ontology annotation, molecular function: sodium channel regulator activity.
AUCUGGAUAUCUGCUCUCAUCACUGGUUCGGACGCGCCUCCAGGAGCAAGACGCUGCCGCCGUGUGCGUCCUCCGGCUCAGAAGAAGAAGAAGAAGAAGAAGAAGCUGGGGGAAACCGUCCACCUCUGACCCGUCAACACGUAUUCGCAAACUCCGUGUUCUGGAGGCGGGUUCCGGUAAAGAGUUCGGCUGGGAUUCAUGCGCCGGAAUGCACCGACGAACGGCGCACUUUGCACCGCCUCCAGAGACGCACAGGAGGCGGCUGUAACUCCCGCUGGGCUCCCGACAUGUAGCUGUGGAUGUUUGGAAAGCAGGGAAGCAAUAACACUGACUGACUGACUGAUGAGGCAAUAACAAGACUCCACUGUCAUUUCUUCCAAAGCCAAAGAGACUCCGCUCCACUCUGCUUCCACUUUCUGCUCAGAGGAAACUCAUGUGACUUGGUCCUCCAGCACAUCACAUCCACACAUCAGUCUUCCAGCAGCUGCACAGCCAGGAGGGUGCGCCGGCCUGUAUAAAUAGUUGAACAAAGGCUCCUUUUUGGAGGCCGAAACCUGAGAGCAGGACUGAUUCCUCCCUCUGGUAACCCUACCCUGCCAGACACAUGGAGGACUGGUCUAGAUCCUGGGAGGUGUCGGGCUGUACAGGUGUAUCACAAGUGUGAGCUGGAAACUACACAAGAACAAGAAAAAGAAGAAGAAGAAGAAAAAGAAGAAGAAGAAGAAGAGGAGGAGUAGGAGUAGGAGGAGGACCACACCCAGCAGCAUCAGGACAGUCUCCUCCUCCCAGACUUUAAAUCCUGCUCAGGACGUCUGAGGCCUGCCAGAGCUCUGAGGUGUUGGAUCUGCCUGUUUGUGUGUCUGUUUGUGUGUCUGUCUGUCCGCCGAGAGCCACCAUGAUGUCUGCAGGACGACACCUGCUGCCUCUGGCCCUGCUGCUGGCCCUUCAAGCGACUUUGUGCCGUGGAGCCUGUGUGGAGGUGGACUCGGACACAGAGGCCGUGGCCAACGAAGGCUUCAAGCUGGGCUGCAUCUCCUGUAAGAUGAGAGGCGAAGUUCCCGCAACGGCCUCCGUCAACUGGUACUUCAUGGCUUCAGAUGAGACCGAAUUUUCACACUUAUACAGCUAUGAAGACGUAACAGGGAACAUCAUUGACCCUCGUUUCGACGAGCGUCUGUUCUGGAAUGGCAGCAAGAACACCAAGGACCUGCAGGACGGCUCCAUCUUCAUCCUCAACGUGACUUACAACGACACGGGAACCUACCGCUGCACGUUCAGCCGGGUCCUUAUGUACACCAACUACGAGUUCGAAACCAACACCAACAAGACCAUCAAAAUGAACGUAGUGCCACGAAUCACCAGGGGGAUGGCGUCCAUCUUGUCGGAGGUCAUGAUGUACGUCUCCAUCAUUGGGCUGCAGUUAUGGCUGGUUGUUGAGAUGAUCUACUGCUACAGGAAGAUUUCAGCGGCUGGAGAAGAAGCUCUGAGAGAGAGCGCGGCCGAGUAUUUAGCUAUAGCAUCGGAAAGUAAAGAUAAUUGUGCAGGUGUGCAAGCGGCAGAAUAGCACUGGUCAAGGAAGAGUUCAAGGCGGCUUCCUUGAGGAGUUCCAGUUCCACUUCAGCGCCCUCUCACCGUCACUCACCUCCCACCAUCCUCUCCAUGAGAAGGAAACAUGAAGCCCAGAGAGGAGGAAGAUGUUUCUGUUCAGGAUGUAGAGGACUGAGCUGCAGCUCGCUGCAGGAUGGAUGAGUGAGGUCAAACAGGACACGGGGGGGGAGAGCUGGACUGUACAUAGCUGUAUACGUCUGCACAGAUAAUCUUUGAACAUAUGUAGAGUAUAUUAGAGGCUGUAUAUUCAAUAUUUGCAUGCUAAACAAAGCACGCUUCUGUCAUAUUUUUGUCACAUUUCACUACACACCAUGUACUGGCGUCAGAAGUCCUGUGUUCCCUCUGUGCGUUUGGUGCAAAUUAAAACAAUUUUCAUGAUAAUCAAAAGAUCAGUACUAACAGCAAAAUACCCACUGCAUAUUUGUUGAUGUAAUGUAACGCAAAAAAACCUGCAGAGGAAACACAGCAGCUGAAAUUCUCAUUCUCAUAUUUGAUGUUUCAUUGCUAAAAAGCUAAAAAAAAAACUGAAAGAAUAUCUGCAUUUGGAUUUUUUUCUGCAGAUUUUCAUUCAAGUCAGUGUGAAAGAGGCUCAAAUUGACUCACAAUGACAGGAGAAAUAAAUAAAUGCCAGGUUCAUGUCACAGGCUAACUUUUAAAGAUCGUCCACGUUUAUCGGUCUGAUGAAGCGGCCGAAAGAAUCAGAAUCAGAGAGCAGAUUUUAAACCAGGACAUAAUAAUGAGGUAUCAUUAAAGUUUCUGAAUUCAUAUCAUUGGCUCAACAGGAAUCUUCACACAUCUGGAGGAUUUCAUCAGCACCCAGAUGAAGGGAGGUGCACUCGAUAGUUACUGUCAGAUAUUAAAGCUAACCCUCUGAAUCCCAAAAUGCAUGAAAAGCAGCAUAAAAACUGAUCCGUAUAAUAGAGUUAGAAACCUUAAAAACUGUCAUAUUUGCAAUUUCUGACCAUUGUUGCACUACUUAUCUGUGACAUGCAUUUCUGUCGAACAAUUAACCAAAUCUAAGCUUAAAAUUGUAAUAUUUUACUGAAAUGUCUCAUUUAAACACUUGCCAAUAAUAAAUCAUUUGCUCCAAUCAGCUUCUGUAAAAAACAAAAAAAAAGAAAGACAACAAAAGCAAAAAAGUCUGGAAGCUAUUAUUGACUAAACUGUGACGUCAGAAAAAUUCAGGGACUUUUCAACUGAACUGCAGGCUGUGUUUACUCAUAGCAGAGGAGACAAAUUAAAAAUGUAACUGGUUACAUAUCUAUAGUAUGUGGAGCCUCCAUUUUUUCCAGUGUUGGUAACAUCUGUGGACAUUUGGAAAAACGUUGGACAUUUUAAAAAAUAAUUUUUGUAAAACAAUCAAAGAAACGACUUUUUUUUUUUAAAGGAUUUAUCUCUAACUGUUUCAGACUAAGGUGGAAAAUGACCACAAAACGACACAGUAUAACCACAAAGAGAAACGACCACAAGGAGAUAAAAAUAUCCCAUGAAUAGAUGCAAAACUACCACAAAAAGACACAAAAAAAACCACAAAGAGACACAACACAACCGCAAGGUCACACAAUAUGACCACAAAGAGGUACAAAUAAAACCACAGAGAUGUAAAAUAACCCAAGCAACAUGCAACAAUGACAAGGAGGCAAAAAAACCCACCCGCAAACAGAUGCAAAACAACCACAAAAAUGUGCAAAACUACCACAAGGAGACACACUAUGACCCCAGAGGUACAAACCCCCCACAAAAUGGUUAAAGAGAUGCAAAAAAGAAAAAAAAACACAAAACAAAUGCAAGGAGACAAAAACCCAACACAAAGAUAUGUAAAAUGACCACAAAGACACACACAACAAAUGCAAGGAGACAAAAAAAAUCCACAAAUGGAUGCAAAACAACCACAAAAAGACACAUCAUGACCACAAAUGUACAAAAAAACUCCACAAAAUGACCAAAGAGAUUCAAAGCGAUCACAAAAUGUAACAAAAUGACCAUGAACGGACGCCCAACAACCGCAAGGAGACAAGAAACACAAACAGAUGCAACACGAUCCCAAAAAGACACAAAAUCCCCACAAAGACAUGUACCAUGAUCACAAACAGAUGCAAAACUACCACAGAGACACGUGACCACAAAGAGAUACAAAAAAACACACAAAACAACCACAAAGCGACACACUAUGACCACAAAGAGGCACAAACCACCCACAAAAUGGCCAAAGAGAUGCAAAACGAUGACAAAAGGAGAAAAAAAAGAACACAAACAGAUGCAACACAAUACAAACAGACACAUUUGGACCACAAAAAGGUGCAAAACAACCAUGAGGCGACACACUAUGACCACACAGAGCAACAAGAAAUCCCCACAAAAAUCGCCAAAGAGAUGCAAAACAAUCGCAAAGAGACACAAAUACGACCACAAAGAAAAACACAAUGACCAUAAACAGACGCACAACGACCACAAGGAGGCACCAAAAAACCUCAAAUAGACGCAACACAAUCUCAAAAACACACAAAAUGACCACAAAAAGACGUAGAAUGACCGCCAACAGAUGCAAAACUACCAUAAAAAGACACAAAAUGACCACAAAAAGAUGUACAAUGACUGUUAACAGAUGCAAAACAACCAUGAAAAGACACAAAAUGACCACAAGGACAUUUCUUAGUUCUCUCUCCUUCCAGUCAUGGUUGUAAUGUCUUCAUAAAAGUGCAGGACUCUAUAUUGCAGAGACAAAUGAGCCCACAGCGAGGAAACAAUGAGGUGGGAACAAAAAAAACUGAACAAAAAAAAUCCCCACAAAAACUGUUGCAUGGUGUUCAGAGGGUUAAAGUUAAAUUCUGAGCUGUUUCUGUGUUUUCCUUUAUCCUGAGAGCUCAUGAAACUAUUCAGGUCAAAUGAAGGUUUUCUCCAGCAGACUGCUGCACUGUCUGAACUGCUCAACACAUGAGGCUCAUUCUAAUUAGUGCUUCAGAGGCCUCAGUGCUGAGAAACAAAACAGCGUCGUGGAAACGUUUCCACAGACGCACGUGUUCACAUCUUAGUGUCUUCGUAGAAACUUAAGGGCUUUGGCAAAAUGCUAUUAUCUAACUGCCGUGGGCGAACGUACCACAAACCUGUCCGGUGUGCCUCCCCGAGUGGAAACUGAAACGGAAAAGGAGCAAAUCUUUAAAAAAAAACAAAACAGAAAAAGCAGCUGUACUUGCUUCUUUUUCCACUAAACCAGAUGGCAGCUGAACACUGCCGUCCAGCAUCGUUACUGCUCAUCUCUUUUGUACAAGUUUGAUGCACUUUGAGGCUUUGAGGUGAGAAAGAGUCAAACACAAGCCAAUACAGAAUAACAGCAGGCUUUCUGACGACUCUUUUUUUCAGGACAAACACAGAAAAGUUAACCCUCCUGUUGUCUUCGUUUACGGGCACCAAAAAAUAUUGUUUCCUUGUCUGAAAAAAAUCCAAAAAUUCAGCAAAACAAUUCCCCAAAUUUCUGAAAAUUUGCAAAACUUUCAGGAAGAAAAUUCCAAUAAUUCCUUAAAAGUUUCCCUUAAAAGUUUUAUUUAAAAAAAUAAUAAUCCCCCAAAUUUGGCAAGAAAAUUCUUGUAAAUAUUUUCAAAAAAUUAGUAAAAAUCUUCCAAAAAAUCCUAAAAAUAUCUAAAGUGAAACUUUAUAUUUUCUUUAAGAACAUUCACAAAAAAAUCUACCAAAAUCCAGCAAAGUUUGCUGGAUUUUGGUGGAUUUUUUGUGAAUGUUCUUAAGAAACAUUUUUAACAUUUCUUUUUUCCACCAAAAAAUGUUGAAAAUGUGGGCAUUAGAAAAAAAUCAUUGUGAAAAUAUUUUUUCCCCCCACAUUUUCAUACUUUAAAACGGGUCAAUUUUGACCUACAGGACAACACGAGGGUUAAACAUUUAGAAAAAAAAUGAUUUUUUAAAAAGUUCACACACUGCUUCCUGAGAGUUUCACAUCUUCCAAAUAGUUAUUUUUCCUGCACAGAUGAACUGACCGGUGAACCGAAAGCUGGCCCCACAUGUUGUUUUCUUUCAGCAACAAGUAAAACUGCAGUUUUCACGUCCUGUGUAGGUGUGGAAAUGUUGCUUGCCAAAACAAAAGUAACGUGAUACACAGAAACAAAUAAAGUUCUACUGAGAAAAUC